AUGUCUGGAUUCGAAGAACCUCUUUCUAGUCCAAAUAUGGCAAACUCCAUUGUUUUUAUGAGUAUAAUUUGCUAUUAUAAUUCAAGAUGAUGAAUUCUUAAAUAACUUUAAAAUGAAACAAUCUUAAUUCACUAUGCUUGAUAAAAUAAAGCUCUCCCGAGAAGUUAGUGAAUAAAGUAUUCUCUCCUAAGACUCUGAUGAUUUUGAAGCCAAACAAGGUUUUAAGAAUUAGAUAUGGAAGGAUAGAGCACUUAACAUUAUAGUUCUUGUAGCUCGUUUUGUUACUUACUUAUUGACUAAUUCAGAUAAAUUUAAAUUGAGAUAUUUAGAUCAUAGAUAAUUCAAAGUUAUUGGAGAUAAAGCUUCAAAUUUUAACUUUUUUUUAACACACAAAUUGAUAAGAGGCAAAUCUAAAUAAGGCUCAUUGGUAAAUUGUAAAUAAUUAUUUUAAGGAAAUACUAUAAACAAAAAUUAAGUUUUACUUUAAUUUUCUUAGAGUAUUUGGAUCCAUUAUUAAACCUAUAAGACCUGAUCAUUCUCUUAAACUUUAUUGGGAUGUCUUAGUUUUUCUCAUUCUUCUUAUCAAUAUUUUAUACAUUCCUCUUAAGAUCUCAUUUGAAAUAAGCGUAGUUGAUGGAGCAGACUUUUUUUUAGAUACUUUACCUUAAUAUGUAUUUGUUUUUGAAAUUUUACUUAAUUUUAAUGUUGCUUACUAUUCAAGAGGUGUACUAGUUAUGAAUAGAGCAUAAAUUUUUAAACAUUAUUUAAAAGGUAAAUUUGCUCUUGACUUUAUUGUUUUGAUUCCAUUUAUGAUAGGAAAAUCUAAUAUUCCUUAUGUUGAAUUUGUAUUACUAUUUAGAGUAUCAAGAGUAAUUAACUAUUAAUAUCCUAUAAGGUUAUGUAUAUUUUUGAAAAUAUAGUUGAAACUAUGAAUCUUAGAGUCAAUUUUGCUUCCUUUGUUGAUAUUAUUUCAUUAAUGUCAACCUUCUUAUUUGCAUCGCAUAUCAUAGCUUGUAUUUGGCAUUUCAUUGCAAUCUAAGAAUCAACUUUAGAAGAAAAUACAUGGAUUUAAAGAGCCAAUUUACUUGAACAUAAUUGGUAAGCAAGAUAUAUUACAAGUUUUUAUUGGGCUUGUAUAACUACAUUAACUAUUGGAUAUGGUGAUAUCAUACCUGUAUAUAAAUUAUCAUUUAUUUUUAAAUAGGUUACUUAAUAUGAAAAAAUAUUUGUAAUUUUUGUUACUCUUCUAAGUUCUAUUAUUUUUGGAUAUACAAUUUCAAGUAUUGGGUCUAUUUUUGCACAAAUGAGUGAAAAUAAAAAUUAUUUAAGAGAUAGAAUGACAAUGAUUGAUUCAUUUCUUAAAAAAAGAGGUUUGAACAAGGAUUUAUAAGUAAAAGUUAAGAAAUUCUUUGAAUAUUUUUUAAAAUAAGAAAGAGAUUUAGAAUCUGAAUGUGAAAAAUUAAUGAUUCAUUUAUCCGGAACUUUAAAUAGAGAAGUCAAAAUUGAUUUUUACAAAAAUAUGUUGUAUACAUCUAAAUUAUUCAGGCAAAACUUUUCUCCUUAAUUCAUAGAAAAGUUAUGCAUUCUUGUUAGAGAAUAAUCAUUUGUUCCUGAAGAAAUCAUCUCUAUUGAAGGGUAUUGAUUAUUUAAUUAUUAGAUAAAAAGUGGAUAAAAUUUAUUUCAUUCUCAAAGGUGAAGUUGAAGCUUACAUAAGUAAUAAUAAAACUAUUAAAAUUUAUUCAAGAAGUUAAGCUCUAGAUGAAAAAUCUUUUAUUUCAUAAAAUCCUGCUUUAUUUUCUACUAGAGCUGUUAAGUUUUCAAAACUAGCUUACAUAACAUAUGAUGAUUUAAUAGAAUUAUUAAAAUACAAUUAAGAAGAUAGAGAAAACUUUUUUCAAGUUAAACAUUAAAUUGAAUUUGGUGGACGAGUUAAAAUGGGAGGCUGUGAAUUAUGUCAUUAAAAUCAUGAUUUUAUUAAAUGUCCAUUUGUGUUUUAUACACCUAAUAGUUUAAGGUUAUUUAAAAAAAAUGAUUAUGAUGAAAAGUAACAUAGAAAAUUCAAAAUACGUUCUAGAUUAGAAGAAAAAAUUCAUAAUGUAAUGUAAAUUAAUAACUAUUCAUAGAACUCACUUUUAUAAUUAAGAAAUAUUUAAUCAACAGUCUUUAACUAUUGUGCAUACUAAGGAUUGUUGAAUGAAAUUGGACCCAAUUCAGAAUUUAUUUUAUCAAAUAAAUUUAAUUUCUAAUAGGAUUCUGCCUAGGAAGAAAUAGACCCAAGUAUUACUAAUUCAGAUAAUGAAUCAGUAUAUAAACCAAUCAAAUCUUAAAAUUAUUUACAAAUUAAAAGAGAUUCGAAAAGAAAAGUCUCUGAAAAUAAGGAUUGUCAUUCUAUUAAAUCAAAAAAAAAAUAAACCAGAAUUUCUAUAUAAAGGGUUUGUUAAUAAAAUAGGAAUUCCGGAUAAUAUGAAAGAGAACAGUGUAUGUAGGAUAGGAAAUAUAAAUCAAACGCUAAAAGAGCUACUCUAAUCUUAAAUUAGAUGAAACUUGAUUAGAGUGAAAAGUUAGAUGAUGAUCCUUUAUAAACCUAAUUUUAAUAAACUAUAGCUUUAACUUUAUAGACCUAAUAAUAGUAAGGAUUAACACAAUAAUCUUCUCCAUGUGGUUAACAGUAUUCAUCAUCAUUUGGAAAGGCUUUCGAUAUAGAUCAAGUCCAAUUUAUUGAAAUGGAUAUUGCAAAAUUAAUGGCUAAAAAGGAAUGUGAUAUAGAUACAUAAAAAGAAAUGGAAUUUUAUGAUACAGGAUUUAAUUUGUAAAUAGUUGUUGGAAAAUUGAAAAAAGUAAAUAAAAAGUUGCCAUUAAAAUUAAAAAGAAAGAGAAUGAGAAAAUCAUUUGCAAGAUCCCAAUCAAUACGGCAUAUUAGCUAAACAAAAUCUUGA
Molecule: messenger RNA, 2936 nt
Organism: Paramecium sonneborni
Lineage: Eukaryota; Ciliophora; Oligohymenophorea; Peniculida; Parameciidae
Source: the annotation of a GenBank genome assembly